UGAAACUUCGACGUUAUCUGAUGAAAGCUGUUAUCAUUUUUAAUUUGAAGAAUUUUUUGUCACCACUAUUUAAGUCAAAUGGUACAUGCUCUUUGUAUCCUGUAGCUCAAGUUCUUUUGCAGUAAAAAUAGUUGCUUUCCCUCACACCAGCUCUAUCAUUUCGGAUAAUUUCCUUCAUGCUAGGCGCCGCCGUCUCCGCGGCGUCGCCACCUAUUCCUCCGCCAUGUUCAAACUCAAUUCCCGCCAGUGUCCAAGACAGAAAGCAGAUCCUCUUCAAAUUACAGAAAUGCAAAAACAUUCAACAAGCAACUCCAAUUCAUGCUCAAAUCAUCAAGAACGACAACCUCAAUGACCCUUUUACCAUUUUCGAGCUUCUUCGCAUUUGUUCUAGAUGCUGCUCCGUUGGAUAUGCUUCCAAGAUUUUCCGGCGAAUCCGUGACCCGAAUGUGUAUCUCUACACUGCUUUUAUUGAAGUGCUUGUGUCUUCAGGAGCCUACUCUGAUGGAAUUGGAAUUUAUUUUCAAAUGAUUAAGGAUCUUGUUUUACCUGAUAAUUAUAUAAUUCCUUUGGUUCUUAAGGCAUGUGGGUGUGCAUUGGAUUUGGAAAGCGGUAAGCAAGUACAUUGCCAGGUGAUGAAAAUGGGAUUGAGUUUGGAUAGAUUUGUGAGGUUAAAGUUAAUAGAACUUUAUGGGAAGUGCGGGGAGUUUAGUGAUGCGAAGAAGGUGUUUGAUGAAAUGCCUGAAAGAGAUGUUGUUGCGUCUACGGUAAUGACAUCGAGUUAUCUUGACCAUGGAUUAGUCAGUAAGGCGAUGGAUGAGUUUCGGAUGGUUGCGACAAAGGAUAAUGUUUGCUGGACAGCUAUGAUUGAUGGGUUGGUUAGAAAUGGUGAGAUGAAUUUAGCGUUGGAGUUGUUUAGGGAAAUGCAGGUGGCAGGUGUAAAGCCUAAUGAAGUUACGAUUGUUUGUGUUUUAUCUGCUUGCGCGCAGAUGGGUGCAUUAGAGCUCGGUAAAUGGGUUCAUUCCUACGUGGAGAAGUACAGGAUUGAAGUUAAUCACAUAGUUGGUUCAGCUUUGGUGAAUAUGUAUUCGAGGUGUGGAGAUAUUGAUGAGGCAGUUAGUCUUUUCGAAGACUUGAAAGAUAGAGAUGUAACGACAUAUAAUUCUAUGAUCGUGGGGUAUGCGUUGAAUGGGAUGAGUGCCAAGGCUAUCAAAAUGUUCCAGAGAAUGAUACGUGAAGGAAUCACACCGACGAGUAUUACCUUUUCUGGUGUUCUGAACGCUUGCAGUCAUGGCGGGUUAGUGGACGUUGGAUUUGACAUCUUUGAGAGUAUGGAAACUGAAUAUGGAAUUGAACGGAGAAUUGAGCAUUAUGGAUGUAUGGUUGAUCUUCUUGGUCGUGUAGGACGUCUCCAGGAGGCUUAUGAUUUUAUACAAAAAGGGAAUAUUGCUCCAGACAAUAUAAUUUGGGGAUCGUUGUUAAGUGCUUGUAGAAUUCAUAAAAAUUUCGAGCUAGGGGAAAGGAUUGCUAAAAUUCUACGAGAGUAUGGAGCUGCUGAUCCUGGAACGUAUGUUCUUCUGUCUAAUGUCUAUGCUUCGUUGGGUAAAUUUAAGGAAGCGGCAGAAGUGAGAGCAAAGUUGAGAGAAGAAGGUGUCCAAAAGGAACCAGGUUGUAGUUCGAUUGAAGCGAAUAAUGAGAUUCAUGAGUUUUUUGUAGGAGACAUUAGGCACCCCGAAAGGGAAGCAAUAUACCGUAAACUGAAUGAACUGAAUGAUAUGCUGAAAUUGGAAGACUAUGCUCCAGCAACCGAUGCCAUCUCACAAGAUAUUGAAGAACAUGAGAAAAAAUGGGCCUUGAGCAUACAUAGUGAAAGGCUUGCAAUAUGCUAUGGUUUGAUCUCAACCAAACCAUAUAAAAUAAGAGUUGUAAAAAAUCUUAGAGUUUGCAAUGACUGCCAUUCGGUUGCUAAGCUUAUAUCUAAGAUCACACAGAGAAGGAUUGUUGUAAGAGAUCGGAAUAGGUUUCACCAUUUUGAAAAUGGUGUUUGUUCUUGUGGUGACUACUGGUAAACAUAACAUAUUUUUUCUCUCUA
Molecule: messenger RNA, 2089 nt
Organism: Capsicum annuum
Lineage: Eukaryota; Viridiplantae; Streptophyta; Magnoliopsida; Solanales; Solanaceae
Product: putative pentatricopeptide repeat-containing protein At5g59200, chloroplastic
Biological process (GO): RNA modification
Molecular function (GO): RNA binding; zinc ion binding; protein binding
Source: RefSeq, a predicted model, not a curated record